CACAUCUAGAAGGCUGCUCCUCGAGACACACUUUCACUUCCUAUUAUGUUCAGGUUCUGAUUUCGGAGAUCCCCUCUCAACACAAUCGCGAGCUAAAUUCCCAAUAAGCGACACGAACACCAAUGGCACGAUAUCUAGCACAGAUCGUGGUCCUGGGCGCCAAGGCGGUUGGGCGGGCGCUGGUGAAGACGAUGCGGCAGGAGAUCGAGGCCCUCCAGGAGGCGGCCCGCCUCCAGGAGUCCUUGAGGGCCAGCGCCUCCAGCGCCACCAGCGGCAGGGACGCGGCGGUCAAGGGCAUGACCUUGGUGGAGGCCCAGCAGAUCCUCAAUGUGCAGGACCUCGCCGAUCGCCAGGCGAUCGACACGCACUAUCGGCACUUGUUCCUGGCGAACGACAAGUCCUCCGGCGGCACCUUCUACCUCCAGUCGAAGGUCUUUCGGGCCAAGGAGCGCAUCGACCAGGAGCUGUCCAGGCUGACGGAGAUGGCCCCGGCUGACCCGCACUCCCCACCAGCAGCCCCAACCGCAGCCCCAUUCCCAAUCCAAUCCCAGAAGAAGGAAAAUGAAUCGGGCCACUAGAGUCGGUGACAAUUCCCAACUGGAUCUCCGGCCCGCAUUUUCCAUGGUGUGCAAUCCAUCAAUCCAUCUGUCCCGUUCUGUUAAUCACCAUCGCCAAAUCGUCUUCGAACUGUCAGUUCAUGUAUCCAUUUAAAUCACCAAUAAACACCUAACAACUUGCUAAGAAAAAUUAAA
Messenger RNA from Drosophila ficusphila, 752 nucleotides. Its product is annotated as mitochondrial import inner membrane translocase subunit tim16. The record is from RefSeq and is a predicted model, not a curated record. Lineage: Eukaryota; Metazoa; Arthropoda; Insecta; Diptera; Drosophilidae. Gene Ontology annotation, biological process: protein import into mitochondrial matrix. Gene Ontology annotation, cellular component: TIM23 mitochondrial import inner membrane translocase complex. The transcript has a single exon. Bases 123 to 578 code for a protein of 151 amino acids.